CUGAUGUCAAUUUUAUAUUUUAUUUUCGCCAACCUUAAUCUGCUGCUAAAAAUGCUUAUUCAUGGUUCACGUGCGUGCUGCGUUUUCUCUACCUUUUAACAAAAUGUAAAGGUAAAAGGGUAAGUGCGUAAACACUGUAACAAAUCCCCAGGCUGUGGAAUUAUUUUCAAGACCGCGUUUUUCUUCUUCAAUUUUACUUUUUUUCCUUCAAUUUUUGCUCUUGCUUAAAAAGAAUUAUUCACAAUCCGCGCGAAAUCCAACAAAUUAACGCAAAUGGAAAGACUUGUGCGGGACUGGGAGGAGCUCAAACGGCUCUCACUAAUGUCGGCGCACCAACUACACCAGCUACCCCUUUCCACACCAGGCCCUCUUCCCCUGCGGUCACUCCGAUGGCGGCUGCACCUGGACCUCCUACCAGCCGAGAGCUUUGGAGGCGACGAAUCCGAAACUUCGCGUAUCUGGAUAGCGGCAUCCAGAAAGGAGCGGCUAAACUACGAAAACCUCCGCAACCAGUUCCUCAUCGACCCAUCAACACUACAGGACACUUCGCAUCCGCUAUCGUUGGAGGAGGAUAGUCCAUGGGCGCGGUACCAUGCGGACCAGGAUUUGCGCACCACGAUCAUGCUGGACGUAUCAAGGACAUUUCCUGAAGACAAGUAUUUUCGGCAGACGCGUGUGCAGCGGUGUCUGGGGGAUGUGCUGUUUGUUUAUGCCAAGAUGCAUGCCGCCAUGGGGUAUCGCCAGGGCAUGCACGAGUUGCUGGCUCCUUUGCUUCUGGCUGUUGACGUCGACGCCGUCGACGCAGUUGGGGGAAACACGUUCUUUCUGGCCGAAGUUCUGGACAGGAGGUUUGUCGAGCACGAUGCGUUUGCGCUGUUUGACCGGCUAAUGCGGCUAUGCGCCCCAUGGUAUGCGGCAGCAGGGCCCUCGGCGCUGGUGUCGCGGUGCCGCCAGAUGUUCGAUAGGCUCAGCGCGGUCGAUUCGCAGCUGGCGGAGCAUAUUGGUGCGCUGGAUAUUGAGCCGCAGCUCUUUGGGCUGAGGUGGUUCAGGCUGCUGUAUGGGCGGGAGAUUGCCGGGCUCCAUUCGCUGCUGCUCCUGUGGGAUGCGCUGCUGGCGGAUGCCCAGGGGCCGUUGCAGCUGGUCGACUGGGUCGGCAUAGUCAUGCUGCUGGCGAACCGCCGCGAGCUCAUAGCGUCAGACUACGCGGACUGCCUGGCUACGCUGCUGCAUCUUCCGCCGCUGCCCAGGCCCGUGCCCGAGACGCUCGAGCGCACGCCGAUGCUGCCCAAUGCGCCGCUGGCGGCGGGAUUCCGGAAAGAAAUGGGCAGGGGCGCGCAGAGGUUGCCUCUUGCGGCGCUGGCGAUGCCCGAUAUGGCGCCUGUGCAGCGACUGGCGCUACAGGCAGCGUACCUGCGCAGCCGCCCGGUCGCCGAGUCUGCGCAGGCGGUUGCUGCGCAGUAUGCGCUGUGGGAGUCCGAGAGCUGGGCCGUGGUUGAGGGCGGCCACGAGGCGGCCGAGCCCGUUGUGGCGGUCAUUGACAGCGAGCUGCCGCAGCCGCAGCCGCAGCCAUCCACUUCGCCGCAGCCCAAGCCCAAAAGCCCGGCUUCCGGAUCCCGCUCGGCGCGGAAGACCUACACCAUCGGCACGCUCCAGCAGAGGCGCACCGCUGGCGGCAGCGGCGCGUCCACAGCGUACUCUCCGCCGGCAGCGGCUCCCAGCUUCGUUCUGUCGCCCGCCGAGGGGCUGCGCAGCCCCAACGAGGUUAUGUGCAGCCUGGGCUCGCUCACUGCGCAGAUCGCUUGCUUGGCAGCGCAGUGCGCCGACCUUUUGGCGCUGAGGCAUGAUGGGCGCGCAGUGAGGGGCGUGGCGGCUGGGCUGCUCACUUUGUCGAGGGUUUGGCAGGACGAGAUUGCGAGAUCGCCGGGGGCGCUGGAUGUCAGGCCGCAGGCGCUUUCGGACGCGGACUUGCGCGUGGUUCUGCGCGACCUUGACUCGUUGCACGCCGAGCUGACACAGCGGAUGUAGCGCGUGGGGCCGAGGCGCUGCCUGCCCUUUUCGUUUGAGCCACGUGCUCUGGGUUGAUCCGAUUUCCGGAACAAAAAGAACGAGCCUGUCAUGUGGUUGUGGAGACUAGCGGGGGGUUUUCCUCCUUCCGUCCGAUGAGUGCUGCUGCCUUUUUUCUUCUUCGUUCUCAGACUGGUGGCUUGUUAUGGCUGCUAGCAUUUGUUCUUCCGCUUUGCUCCUCACUCUUCUCGUCUUUUGCUUUCCAUUAUUAUUUCGUUAUUAUCGGUCAAAGCAUUUCUUGUACACUAUUAUUCCAAAUACGCCCUUGCACUUCUCACACCACAUAUUUCUUUCUUUCUUUCUUUCUUUCUUUCUUUC
Molecule: messenger RNA, 2382 nt
Organism: Kickxella alabastrina
Lineage: Eukaryota; Fungi; Kickxellomycota; Kickxellomycetes; Kickxellales; Kickxellaceae
Product: rab-GTPase-TBC domain-containing protein
Exons: 1
Coding region: 274-2025 (583 amino acids)
Biological process (GO): activation of GTPase activity
Molecular function (GO): GTPase activator activity
Source: RefSeq, a predicted model, not a curated record